Messenger RNA from Ananas comosus (pineapple), 1209 nucleotides. RefSeq lists its product as uncharacterized. The record is from RefSeq and is a predicted model, not a curated record. NCBI's taxonomy places the organism in Eukaryota, Viridiplantae, Streptophyta, Magnoliopsida, Poales, Bromeliaceae. Gene Ontology annotation, molecular function: S-adenosylmethionine-dependent methyltransferase activity. The coding region runs from base 430 to 1209 and encodes 259 amino acids. The transcript is spliced from 2 exons.
ACCUAUCGGCGCGUGACCCCACCACCCUAUGCCUAAAAAAGGUAAUGGCAUCUCCCGUAAUUUCCUGAAAGGUUCAGGGGCGUAGUGCGUGGAGAAUUUAGGUAAAUAAUUAAAAAAAGAAAAAAAGAAAACAGGGGAGGGAGAGGGGAGAGCGAAGGGAGAAGGGGAGGAGAAAGCGCGAUAACCAUGGGAGGGAGGGAAGGGUAAGAGAGGUCGCGACGGUCGACGCCUCAUGGAUUACCGUUUUGCCCCUGCGAAGCUAUUCUAUUUUCGAUUCGUACCCUUCUCCUCCUCCUCCUCCUCGCCUCGACCCCUCAUCGGCGCUAACCACACCUCCGCGCGCUUCUGCGCCCGCUAGAUUCGAUCUAGGGUUAGGGUUGGGGUUUUCUUUUCGGUUUCUGCGUAGAUUGCUUGCUCCGUUCUAUCGCCAUGGAGCCCACCUCCAAGCCGAGCUCCGUGCGCAAGCUUCUCGUUAGGGUUCUCCUGCUCGGCGUCUUCGUCCUCCUCCUCCGCUUCGUCUACGUCGUCGCCGUCCACGGCGGCGCCUGCGACUCCGGCGACUUCUGCCUCUUCUCCUCCCCCUCCGACCUCGCCGUCGACGGCGCCGCCGCGGGAAGCGGCGGCGGGCCCUUCGUCCGCGUCGUCGGCGGCGGCGGUCGCGGCGGCGCCGCCGCCUCCACCCCGGCGCUGCGCGCCCUCUGGACGAGCCGCGAGUGGCGCAAGGCUGUGGAGUAUUACUCCGCUGUGUUCCAGGACCUCCUCGCCGAGGGCUUCCUCUCCCCGGCCUCUCGAUCCCUCUGCGUCGACGCCCCCGCGGGUUACGAGGUCCUCGCCCUUAGGGAGAUCGGCGUCCCCGACGCCGUCGGAGUUGCUAAGAAGAAGGCGCCGCCGCUCGUCGUCGCCGGCGACCUACUCCGGCAGCCGUUCGCCGCCGGCGAAUUCGAUUUCGUCUUCGCCGGGCGCAGCCUCGAUCGGUCGAAGCGCCCCGCUGAUCUCGCGGCGGAGAUCGCGAGGACGACGAAGCCCGAAGGGUUCCUCGUCGUCCACACUGCCUCCGCUGCCGACCUGUAUAGUCUCCGAUCUCUCCGGGAUCUCUUCCCCGGCUUCAAAUCGGUCCGUUCCCGCGAGAUCAAUGGCCCGGAUUCGUCCUCAACCCUGCGUGAGAUCGUCUUCCAGAAGCAAGUAGGUAGUAGUAGCAUUCUUAAGUAG